Messenger RNA from Episyrphus balteatus (marmalade hoverfly), 2336 nucleotides. It is a transcript of the gene Klp54D, whose product is annotated as kinesin-like protein KIF12. The record is from RefSeq and is a predicted model, not a curated record. Gene Ontology annotation, biological process: microtubule-based movement. Gene Ontology annotation, molecular function: ATP binding; microtubule motor activity; microtubule binding. The coding region runs from base 234 to 2225 and encodes 663 amino acids. The transcript is spliced from 10 exons. NCBI's taxonomy places the organism in Eukaryota, Metazoa, Arthropoda, Insecta, Diptera, Syrphidae.
UAAUAUGGAAGUAGUUGUCAUUCUGUUGCUCGUUGCUAAAAUAUUGAGCGCUACAUUUCAGAACUCCGAUUCAGUUCAAUGAGAGUCUUUCGUGCUAAAGGACCUCUCUGUUGUUGAAAUUCUUUUUUUUUCAUCCUUUUCACUUUACAUUUCUAUUUUAAGUUUUAUUUGUAAUAAAGAUAAUAAUUUGAGUGAAACAAAAGUGAAAUAAAACAAUAAAAAAUGAGCUGAAAAUGGUCACCCGCGCAUCAAGUGUACCGCAUUCUAUAAACAAAAUAAAUACAUCACGUAAUCGAAAGCCCCAACAAACACCCCCAAAACAUAAGGAUAAUGUACCACGGUCGAGAAGUUUAAAUAAUGGGAUUCGACAAAGGAAUUCCGGGGGUAGUAGUAGUAAUGACAGAUCACGGAAUACACCUGUCUUUCUACGAUCCCGUGAUAAUGAAAUUGGAAGUGCGGAUACCUUGGAAAUUGUCGCAUCCAAAUCUACUGGAAGCGAACCCUCAACUCCAGAUGACAAUAUAAAUGUGGUUGUUCGUGUGAGACCAUUAAAUGAAAAAGAGAAACGCGGAAAUCCUGAUUUGAUUUUACAAUUUCCUGGAAAUGGACAAGUUUUGAUUGAAGGUCAAGGUUCGGGUACGAAGGCGUCCCGAAAUCGAGAAAAUGUUAAGGUCUACACAUAUAAUGUUGUGUUUGAGCCUGGAGCGACACAAGACGAUAUUUUGGAUUAUUCUGGAGUUAAAAGAAUCAUUGAAAUGGCAAUGGAAGGAUUUAGUUGUACUGCUUUUUGUUAUGGUCAAACGGGAUCGGGCAAAACACAUACCCUAACUGGACCACCAGAAUUGUUUGCUGGAAAGCCAAAUCCAAAAGAUCGACGCCAUGGACUUAUCUUCCGAUCGUUUUUGUACCUCUUCCAGUUGAUUAAGAAUCGCAAGGAAACAAAUUUCAUAUUGAAGGCUUCAUUUUUAGAGAUUUAUAACGAAAAGGUCAUUGAUUUACUCAACCCAGGAUCAGCCCGCAAGCCACUAGCGGUAAGGUGGUCGAAAAAGUCUGGAGGCUUUUUUGUGGAGAACCUGUUUACUGUUGACUGUGAGGAACUGGAUGAUUUGUUAGCCGUACUCGAAGAAGGAAUGCGAAAUCGAGCAACAGGAUGUCAUCAAAUGAACGAACAUUCGUCAAGAUCACAUACCAUUCUUACAGUUCACAUUAUUUCUGAACAACAAGCUGGUGGAAAUGUUUUUAUUUCGAAACAUGGUAAAAUAAAUUUCGUUGAUCUAGCGGGAAGCGAAUUAACAAAGAAAACAUUAAGCGAAGGCAAAACUCUUGAAGAAGCUAAUAAUAUAAACAAAAGCCUUAUGGUUUUGGGCUACUGUAUUGCGUCACUAAGUGAUACGAGGAAACGCAGCGGACACAUACCUUACAGAGAUAGUCAGCUAACAAAACUUCUAGCUGACAGCCUGGCGGGAAAUGGAGUCACCCUGAUGAUAGCUUGUGUUUCACCAUCUCAAUACAAUUAUGCUGAAACUUUAAAUACUCUUCGGUAUGCUGCUCGAGCAAAAUUAAUCCGAACUAAACCCGUCAUUAUGAUGGACCCCAGAGAAGCUCUUAUUCUGAGUCUCAAGCGUGAUAUCCAUUCCUUAGAAUUAGAAAAUGAUCACUUAAAAACAGCUUUGAAUCUUCAUCAUGAAACGCAUAUCACUUCGGAUGUGGCUGUAACAACAGAACCAAAUGUUCCAAAAGUACCUUUAGAACGGUUAUCAGAAUUGGAGGGAUCGGAUUUGGCAGAUUUGGUGAAGCUUUACAUGCAGGAAAAUGAGACACUGAGACAGGAGAACUCACAUCUUUGCACAAUAAGAGAAAUAAUAAUGCGCGAUCAGGAAAUUGUUUGCAGGGAAAAUGAACGUUUGCUCAAAAAAUUGGAGGAUGUUAACAAAGUUUGUGUUCGUUCACCGUUAAUUCCAUCUCGACCAGCGCUAUCUUCAAAUUCUGGUAGCGAAGGUGAUACAGAGAUUUGGACAAAUCCUCGUGAUGCUGAGUCACCAUUGAAUAAAGAUCUUGUUGGACGAAUUUCAGAAAAUAAAGAUCGAAUUUCUGAAGAAGCUCAGAGAGCAAUAGAUAAGAGGCGAAUUGGAAAGAAUAUUCUGCACAUGGCAGACAAUUUUCGGAUGUAUGAUGACAAAAAGAGGCAGAAUGAAAGUGAAUACAUGCCAGAUAUGUUGGUUUGAUUAUUUAGAAAAGGGACCUUUCAACAUACUUUCUUGAAAAUUAAUAUUUUUUUAAAAAUAAUAUUAAAAGUAAUUUGAAUUUUUAAAAAAUGUACCUAUAAUAAACAAUAA